This is a messenger RNA of Cyprinodon tularosa, 1394 nucleotides long. It is a transcript of the gene rab31, whose product is annotated as RAB31, member RAS oncogene family. Gene Ontology annotation, molecular function: GTP binding; GTPase activity. NCBI's taxonomy places the organism in Eukaryota, Metazoa, Chordata, Actinopteri, Cyprinodontiformes, Cyprinodontidae. The record is from RefSeq and is a predicted model, not a curated record. The transcript is spliced from 7 exons. The coding region runs from base 178 to 762 and encodes 194 amino acids.
CUUUCUGGGUUGAUGGUCAGCCUGUCUGCCUGCCUUGCCUGUCUGUGUCAGGGGCUGGGUUUCUCUUAUUCCAGAAGAGGGGAAAGGAAAAAAAAUAGCUGUGACAAACAUGACCAGAGAAAAACAACGAUAAACAACACGAACAAAUGAGGAUUUAGAGCCUCCAGAGAACCCACCAUGGCUAUAAGGGAGCUGAAAGUUUGUCUUUUAGGGGACACAGGAGUGGGUAAAUCCAGCAUUGUUUGCAGAUUUGUUCAAGAUCACUUUGAUCACAACAUAAGCCCCACCAUCGGGGCAUCUUUCCUGACCAAGACUGUGCCAUGUGGAAAUGAACUCCAUAAAUUUCUGAUCUGGGACACAGCUGGACAGGAACGGUUUCACUCAUUAGCUCCUAUGUACUACAGAGGAUCGGCUGCUGCUGUCAUUGUUUAUGACAUAACUAAACUGGACUCCUUCCAGACACUGAAAAAGUGGGUAAAGGAGCUGAAGGAGCAUGGCCCAGAAGACAUUGUUGUAGCCAUAGCAGGAAACAAGAAUGAUUUAGGAGAUAUCAGGGAAGUUCCUAUGAAGGAAGCAAAGGAGUUUGCUGAAUCAAUUGCAGCUAUUUUUAUUGAGACCAGCGCCAGAAAUGCAGUGAAUGUGGAGGAGCUCUUUCAGAAAAUCAGUAAACAGAUCCCACCCCUGCAAAAUGCUGAAGUGGAGAGCAAUGAUUCCUUCAAACUCACUCGGCAGCCCAACCCGACCACCAGGAGGUGCUGCUAGUACCCACACAGACUGAUGUGAUGAGAUCAGCUUUUUCAACACCCGGAUAAACAAAAUCCACAGUGCACAUGGCAUCCUGCCUGCCAAAAGGACAACUCUAAGGUCAUAGAAAGGGAGAAAUAGCAGUACUAAUUAGGUCUAAACACCAACUUUGAUCAUGUAAGCCAGCAGCAAUAUUAAGGUUUGUCUCCCUCUAGUGGUUGUUGGAUCAAAUCACAUUAAACACACUUUCCAGAAGAAUUUGCUCCUUAGAGGCAGUAUUUACUUCUUCAAAUAUUUCUACGUGACUCUGGGAUGAUUGUAUCAACCUUUGUGUAUUCAUAGAUUUUUUUUUUUUGUGCCAUCUUGUUUCACCCUUAAAGUUCACUAGGACAUUUAACAGCGCAGGUUCUAUUAGCAACAUUUAGCUGAGCUUUAGUUGAGUCGAUCACACAGUGCCUUUUCUUUUUAAAGGAAUCUUUUUAAUGCUGUAGAAUAAACCUCUUCAUGAGUUUGUUGAAGAUGUCUAUGGAAACAUUUCAUAGUGCACUACACAGGAUAGCUGUAAAUAACUGACGACAGCUUUGUUUUCUUUUUUUAAGCAGGAGGAAAGGGGGUUACAUUUGUAAUGUUAAUUAAAAGUAAAACCUGAA